Molecule: messenger RNA, 1059 nt
Organism: Bufo gargarizans (Asiatic toad)
Lineage: Eukaryota; Metazoa; Chordata; Amphibia; Anura; Bufonidae
Product: deoxycytidine kinase 2-like
Exons: 7
Coding region: 77-871 (264 amino acids)
Biological process (GO): nucleobase-containing compound metabolic process
Cellular component (GO): cytoplasm; mitochondrion
Molecular function (GO): ATP binding; deoxyguanosine kinase activity
Source: RefSeq, a predicted model, not a curated record
AUAGCUAAGCCCCUUUGCCGAGUCAUUAGUCCGCCCGUUAUACUGAGCACCUGCAGCAGUUUCCCGCCCGCUAGCUAUGGCCACUCCGCCGAAGAGGACGUGUUACAGCCCCAGCCUGGACCUCAGCUUCCAGAAGCGCAGCAAGAAGAUCUCUAUAGAGGGGAACAUUGCUGCUGGAAAAUCAACAUUUGUCAGAAUUCUCGAAAAAGCAAAUGAUGAAUGGGAGGUUGUUCCUGAACCCAUUGCCAAGUGGUGCAACGUCCAGACCAGUGAAAAUGAGCAUGAGGAACUUUCUACAUCACAAAAGAGCGGAGGAAACCUCCUUCAGAUGCUGUACGACAAGCCAACCCGAUGGGCUUACACAUUCCAGACGUAUGCCUGCUUAAGCCGUGUGAGGGCUCAGCUGAAGCCAGUGUCUGCCAAGCUAAGAGAAGCUGAGCACCCUGUACAGUUCUUUGAACGCUCUGUCUACAGUGAUCGGUACGUUUUUGCAUCCAGCUUAUUUGAAGACGGGAGCAUCACUGAGACGGAGUGGGCCAUCUAUCAGGACUGGCACACAUGGCUUCUGAACCAGUUUGAGAGUGAAAUUGAGCUGGAUGGAAUUGUAUAUCUCCGAGCAACUCCAGAGAAAUGUAUGGGCAGACUUCAUUCACGAGGCAGAGAGGAGGAACAAGGAAUUGAACUAGAAUACCUGGAAAGCCUGCACUAUAAACAUGAGAAAUGGCUGUACAACAGAACGCUACAGUUGGAUUUUGAGUCUUUGAGACACACUCCAGUUCUUGUUUUGGAUGUCAAUGAUGACUUCAAGAAUGACAAUAUUCAACAAGAAGCCUUACUUGACCAGGUCAAAGAUUUUCUUGUAUCCCUAUAACCACUACUUCAAAUUAAUAUAUUGAUCAAAACUUGAGUCCUGGCGGCUAGCUGGAAUUUAGGGAUCCUCCACUUCUGCCUCCUGAAUUUUCCUCCAUUUUAAGUGUUUUUUUUUUUGUUUGUUUUUAUAUAUAUAUAUAUUAUAUAUAUAUAUAUAUAUAUAUAUAUAUAUAUAUAUAUAUAUAUAUA